Eucalyptus grandis is the source of this 2001-nucleotide messenger RNA. RefSeq names its product L-type lectin-domain containing receptor kinase IV.1-like. The record is from RefSeq and is a predicted model, not a curated record. The coding region runs from base 1 to 2001 and encodes 666 amino acids. Lineage: Eukaryota; Viridiplantae; Streptophyta; Magnoliopsida; Myrtales; Myrtaceae. Gene Ontology annotation, molecular function: ATP binding; protein kinase activity; carbohydrate binding. The transcript has a single exon. Gene Ontology annotation, biological process: protein phosphorylation. Gene Ontology annotation, cellular component: plasma membrane.
AUGUUCGUCAAUAUUCUUGUUCUGGUUUCUCUGCCAGCCGUUUUGGCUUACGCUCGAGCGACCAGUUUCCUGUACAACCGUUUCGCAAUAGGAGAGCUGAGUCUCGAUGGGAUGGCCUGGGUCAACCCCCAUGGCCUCCUGAGUAUGGGCUACGACGUCAGACAGAAUAUGGAGAAUAUGGGCCACGCCUUCCAUCCCAAGCCAGUCCAGUUCAAGAACUCGCCAAACAGCUCCGUCUCUUCCUUCUCUGCCACGUUCGUCUUUGCGAUCCGACCUCGGCAUAGGACUCUGAGCGGCCAUGGGAUCGUCUUCGUGGUCACGCCCCAGAGAGGCCUCCCGGGGUCCCUGCCUAGCCAAUACCUUGGCAUGUUCAACAAAACUAACAAUGGCAACGCCACCAAUCAUGUGUUCGGAGUGGAAUUCGACACGACCCAGGGCAGCGAAUUUCAGGAUAUCGACAGUAAUCACGUGGGAAUCAACUUGAACGGGUUGAAAUCAGCAAUGUCAGCUCCAGCGGGGUAUUAUGCAGAUGGGGGGAAGUUCAAGAACUUGACUCUAAUAAGCGGUAAAGCAAUGCAAGCCUGGGUGGACUACGAUGGCACGGAAAAAAAGAUCAAUGUUACAUUGGCUCCGAUCAAAGUGCAAAAGCCAGACACUCCCCUUCUGUCUCUUACACGGGAUCUCACGUCGGUUAUCAACGAGGACAUGUAUGUUGGCUUCUCAUCAUCGGCCGGUUGGGUCCAAACUUCUUACUAUGUUCUGGGGUGGAGCUUCAGGGUAAAUGGAAAGGCUGAGGCACUUGCCCUGUCCCGACUUCCUAAGCUUCCUCAGAUCGGUAAAAAGGAUAUGUCGAAGGUACUGACUAUUGGGCUGCCAUGGGUGGUUCUUUUCCUCAUAUCAAUCCUGAUCUUGAGCGUAAUUUAUGUGAUGAGAAGGAAACGGAAAUUUGCCGAGGUGCUCGAAGAUUGGGAGAGGGACUACGGCCCGCACCGGUUCAAGUACAAGGACCUUUAUAUUGCGACAAAAGGAUUCCGGGAGCAAGAGCUAUUAGGGACUGGUGGGUUUGGUCGGGUCUAUAGAGGAAACUUACCCACAUCGAACAUAGAGAUAGCGGUGAAGAGGGUCUCACAUGAAUCGAGACAAGGUAUGAGAGAAUUCAUAGCGGAGAUCAUCAGCAUUGGUCGGCUACGUCACCGCAACAUAGUGUCGCUCCUCGGUUACUGCCGUCGGAAAGGGGAGCUGCUCUUGGUUUACGAUUACAUGAGCAAUGGGAGCCUCGACAAGUACCUCUAUAACCAACCAAAGAUCACCCUCAAUUGGAGGCAAAGAUUUAGGGUGAUCAAAGGAGUGGCAUCUGGGCUGCUUUAUCUGCAUGAAGGCUGGGAGCAAGUCGUGAUCCACAGAGAUAUAAAGGCGAGUAACAUCUUGCUAGAUGCUGACCUAAAUGGAAGACUUGGAGAUUUUGGGCUUGCGAGACUAUACAACCAUGGAGCCGACCCUCAAACGACUCACGUCGCAGGAACGCUUGGUUAUCUCGCCCCCGAACACAUGCGAACUGGCAAAGCCAGUAGGAGUACGGACUUGUUCGCAUUCGGAGUGUUUUUGCUUGAGGUUGCCUGCGGGAGAAGGCCGAUCCAGAACCGGGAUGCGGAGGACAUGAUAUUGGUGGACUGGGUAUUUUCUUGCUGGGACAGAGGUGCCAUUCUCGAGGCAAGAGAUCCGAAGUUGGGGGCGGAGUUUGUCGAAGAAGAGAUGGAAUUGGUGCUGAAGCUUGGGUUGAUGUGUUCCCACCCCGAGCCGCUGAUGAGGCCAAGCAUCCGUCAAGUUUUGCAUUACUUGGAGGGUGAUAUUCCAAUGCCGGAGUUGUCGUCCAUCGGCAGCAGGUUAACAUUCGGUCAUCACGAAGGUUUUGAUGAUUUGGCCAUGUCUCCGUCCUCCAUGGAAAAGGCAUUUCAGCAAUCAUCUUCUGUCGUAGAAUCGCUUCUCUCAGGUGGGCGAUGA